AUGACCCAUGAGCAGUCUGACUUCCUGAAAAGUAAGGUGGAUGGCUUUUGCCUCAGUCAGCUGCAAGGGGAAGUGGCUGAAUACUGUACUAACGCCUACCAAGAGUGGUUUGAAAAAUGGCCAGAAAUAGCAGAGCAUUUCAAAGAUGAUGUUGGUAUUAUGCUCAUGGAAAGUCAGUUGAUGAAUGAGCAAAUGAAGCAGUUGGAGUACAAGGCCAAUCCUGAAGUUAAGGCCGAGAUCGUGACUCAGAUGAAGACCAACAAUGACCACAAGGACAAACCUUGUAUCUCCGUCCUUCGUUCAGAAGCUGUGAAGUCCAUGGCUGCUCGCAGUGAGGAGUUCAUACAUCACAUGGAGAUGGAGGCAAAGAUCGAGUGUGCUCAUCGUGCAGAUCAGGUGAAGGCUAAUCUUGAGGCUAUCCACACACCCACUGAGGCCCUGAAAACGCAAUGUCUUGAAGGCCUUGGUGGAGUGGUUUGGCAACUCUUAGAUGCUAUUCACAAGAUGACUGGAUGGCACAGAAGUGUCUACCUUGGGGGACCUGAUCCUCGCAUGAAUGGGGAGGUUCGUGUCUUCAGUUUCCAUCAUGGAAAGGGCUUUUCCAGUUUCAAUUUUCGCGACACGCUGCCUGAUCACCAUGGAUGCAUUGUUGAGCCAUUCACUGCCUUUUUGAAAGGCGCAUUCACUGUUAACACCUCCCAUCUUUCGACAAAUUCAAGCAUGACUCCACCUGCAGGAGAAUCAUUGGUCAAUGUGACUUUGGGCAGUGACGGCCCUGAUAUCACAGCUGUUAAUGCUUCCCAUCCUUCGACGAACUCAAGCAUGACUCCACCUGUGGGAGAAUCAUUGGUCAAUGAGACUUCGGGCAGUGUUGGCCCUGAUAUCACCGCACUAGUCGCUCCACAGAGUUUUACUUCCAUCCUACAAGGCCUGAGUCAUGAUGGCAUGCUUCUGGAUGGGAUCCACCACACCCCAUCUGUGCCAUUGUUGAAUCCCUCGCUGUUGUUGGAGCACUUGCUGUCUCUGGAUCCUGAGUCAUCAGAUUUUUCACAGGUGGAUUUGGAUUCAUUCAAUCUACCAAGGUUUCCCUCCCUAUCUCCUUCACCUUUUGACCUUUGUCCAGUCGCCACAUCUGUGGCACCUUCAGUGUCUGCUGAGGCACCUGGUGCUUCUCACCUUCCUGCAACUCCAAUGGACCCGGAACCUCUGAUGUCUGCUGUUACUUUCAUGGACACAGCGCCUCUGACGUCUGCUAUUACUUCUGCAGAUGCAGUGCCUCUGAUGUCUGCUGUUACUUCCACCGACGCAGCACCUGUUAUUUCUCAUCUGGAAUCUUCUUCUGACCACCUGGCAUCUCCCAUGCAUGUUCCUCUUCCAGCUGCUGUGGGAACUCCUGCCCAGAUGGACAUAGAUGACAUUAUGGAGCUGCUUGAUGAUAUUGUGAAUCAACCACAGUGUCGCAGUACGCGUUCCCAUGUGCCAUCAACACACUUGGAUGAAGCCAACCGCAUUGGUGGUGAUGUGCAUGUUUCAAAGAAAGGGCAAAAUUCUAGGGCUUUGGGGACUUAG
Molecule: messenger RNA, 1569 nt
Organism: Suillus paluster
Lineage: Eukaryota; Fungi; Basidiomycota; Agaricomycetes; Boletales; Suillaceae
Exons: 7
Coding region: 1-1569 (522 amino acids)
Source: RefSeq, a predicted model, not a curated record